This is a messenger RNA of Hemibagrus wyckioides, 5685 nucleotides long. It is a transcript of the gene cavin1a, whose product is annotated as caveolae associated protein 1a. Gene Ontology annotation, molecular function: rRNA primary transcript binding. The transcript is spliced from 2 exons. Gene Ontology annotation, biological process: termination of RNA polymerase I transcription; transcription initiation at RNA polymerase I promoter. Bases 987 to 2267 code for a protein of 426 amino acids. The record is from RefSeq and is a predicted model, not a curated record. NCBI's taxonomy places the organism in Eukaryota, Metazoa, Chordata, Actinopteri, Siluriformes, Bagridae. Gene Ontology annotation, cellular component: cytoplasm; caveola.
GGGUUUUACUGUAAUAGUUUCCAAACUGAUUAUUUUCCUAUAAAAGCACAUAAACUAAUCAAUGUACUUUUUAUCCGUUUAGAGUUACUGGUAAAUUUUUAUCUAAAGCUUAUGAGUUUGCUCAAAGUUAAUCACGUGCUUUAUAACAGCCACCUUUCCCUCACUUUAUACAAAAUGACAAGACAAAACAAUUCUCCGACACUGGAAAUCGCAAUACACAUGGUCCAUGUGAAUUUGCUGUUGCUAUAGAAACCGUGAAGUAUGAAUAGAAUUGCUUUAAUAUAGAGCUAUAGAACUAUAUAUGUGUUUAUAACAUUUCUGUCAGAGUUGCUGUCAUUGGUCUUUCUGACCAAUCAGAUUGGAGAAUUUUAACAGCGAAAUUCUAUGUUAUAAACUCGACUUUGAGAAUCUGACAGUGUGACGACAUGUUCGUUUGCCAGCAGUCAUUACAAAAGCUAUGUCAGAACUGUGUGCUAAGUUUAUGAGUAUGUGUAUUUUUCCAGGCUCCGGAAGAACAGGGUCUAGCCGGAGAUGGUCAGAGUGGGUGUGGCCUUACACUAAGCGUCAGUAUUAGGAGGAGGGGCAUAUUAGAGAAGGGGAGCGCUUGACAGGAGGGCUCCACAACAAGCUGUGGCAUUUGAGCUCGGUGCUGAAACGGUCUGCACCCGCUGGCUGGCCAACGUCGCGGUCACAGAUUGGAGAGAGAGAGAGGGGGAGGAAAUGAGCGAGGGAUAUUCUGAAAGGUAGAACAUUCUAUAUUGAUGUGUAGAAGAAAGACAGGCUUUGUUGGGGCAAAGGCAGGAGGAGUUUAAAGAAAAGUACAAGUGCAAGGAUUCACUCUGCUUCUUAGGUGUCUGCUGUCAUUGGGCUUUUUUUAGGGCUUUAUUUUUACCACCAGGAUUACGUCCCUACAGUUUUGGCCCAGAGGCUUGCAUCUGCUAGUACACUAGUGUGUAGGUUUUUUGUAGAGUUUUUUAUUGUUGGACAUGGCCAUGGCUGAGAGGAACCUCAAACUGGAUCGCGUGGCUCUUAAUGAAAGCUCUGAUGACGACGAGGUGGUUUUGGUCACAGCAGCGACCAAACCUUCAUUAACUACUCCAGCCUCCAACCGCAAACAUGUAGACGACGAUGACGACUCGGAUGAAGACGAAGACGAGAAAUCAUCCGAAGAAGUGGAUCUGAAGCUGGGAUUGGAAAACAGUGACUCCCAGAGAUCAGAGGCUCAAGCUACGGGCAUGAUGGUCCUGGCUCUCUUGGACAAGAUCAUCGGCGUUGUGGAUCAGAUCCAGUUGACGCAGAACGGCCUGGAGUCCCGGCAGGAGAGCAUGGAGAAGAAUAUGACCAGCAUCCAGAGCGAGCUGCACAAGCUAGCCAAGAGCCAGGGCGGCACAGCCGGCACGGUCACCAAGCUCCUGGAGAAAGUGCGCAAGGUGAACGUCAACGUGAAGAGCGUACGGUCCGAACUGGAGAGGCAGGCGGGUCAGAUUAAGAAGCUGGAGAACAACGAGCAGGAGCUGCUGAAGAGGAAGAAUUUCAAAGUGCUCAUCUUCCAGGAUAAAGAAAAGCCAGUGAAGACCACUCAGAAGCCCGAGGCAGCAGUAAGCGCGGAGGGAGAACAUGUACUGAGUGAAGGAGAGGAACCAAAAGGCACAGACGAAGUGGUGGAGGUCGAGGAAACCGUAGAGGAGUCGCGUGUGGCGCGCAUCAAACGCAGCGGCCUACAACGUGUGGAUGAAAUCAAGAAGGCGUUCAGCAAGGAGCAGAUGGAGAAGACCAAGCAGCGAACCAAAGAGAACCUGGAGAAAACCCGUCAGAGAACCAAGGAGAACCUGGAGAAGACGCGCGUGAGGACCCGCGAGAACUUACAGAAGACCAGGGUGACCAUUGGGAAGAAGAUGGGCAAGCUAGGAACGAAGAUCAGACCCAAGAAGGAGCGCAAAGAGAAGAUCCGCGUGUCACGCGACAAGAUGAAGAAGUCACUGAAAUCCGACAACAAGGUCUACGCCCGCUCGAAAAUCACCACUUACCGCGUGCCGCCGUUCACCUUCUACGUGAAGAAGAUCCGCGAGGGCGAGGAACCGGAGCCCGAAUCCGAGCCCGAGGACGAAGCCGAAGAGGUGCAAGUGGAGGACGCAGAGGACGCAGCAGUGAAGGAAGCCGAGCUGGUGAACCUGAGCGGCGCUGAUGAGGCUCUGCUCCAGGCAGCUGAUCAUUCGCAACUCGUAAUCCAGGAUUCGGUUCAGCCACGGGAGAAAGCAAGCCAAUGAAGCCGAAAAAACAACAACAAGCACGUGUGGAAAUCUGGAGCUGAUUUGAUGAAGGCUACGGGGAUGUAUACACAGACGUGACAGCGAAGGGAAAAAUAGCUGAAGACACAGAAGCAUGUUGGAUUUGAGGAACAAACUCAUUUACAUUACUUUAUAUACACAAAUACAGUUUCUAAUUGCAGUCUCCACACUUUCGAGAUGAAUUAUCUCACGGCAGAUGAGAAUUAUCUGGUGACUGGUAUCAGAUGCAGCAGGGCACGUUCACACUUCACACAUCUUCGUGUUAAUCCGAAUAAGCAAACUUCACACUUUAGCUUUGAUUAUUGUUUGGCUUGGUUUUGAUUUCACACUAGUUAAAGAAGCCAGGGACGGAAAACCUGUUAGUAAAACGUCCUUAUUUAUCGAGCAAACCUUUGACUGUAGAGUUACUGUAGAAAUCAGAGCCAGAUAAUUAUAUAUGAUCUAAACUACUUUCAUGCAUAAUGAAUCCAUUGGGGGUUUUUCUUUUAAGCACACAACAAUAGCAAUGUCACAUUUCUGCAGCUCCACCUUUCGGCUCAGUUUGUGUUAGUUUAGAUAUAAUACAUGAACAUAAAAAAAUUCCACCUGGACGCUCUCGGACCGGUCAUUCUGAUCCGAUCCGAAAGCUCGUGCUCUGUUCAUUUGUCACCUCCAAACAAAACGCACUAAUGGUUCGAUCCAUCUUGGGGUCUCGGGGGCUUAAAGACUGCAAUUAGAAACCGCUGCUCGGGGCAGUUGUAAUUCGAACCCGGCGGUCCCUAAUGACUUUUCAGAGCGUUCAAGAUGGCUCGAGUCAGGCUCCAGCAUCGAUUCGGACACGGAAUUGACCAAUACCAGGCUGAUCUCUAGAGCUGAGAGCUCUAUGCAUGUGGAGUUAUUAUAAUAAUAAUAAUAAUAAUAUUUACUCUAAACAUUAUGUGCUUAAUUUAUAACCACGGUUUCACAUUAAUUCUGCUUUUAUUCGGGAACUAAAAUAAGCUAAAAUCAGUGUCCCUGAUUAACCCUCACGCCUGGUGGUCAGCGUAUGUAGGUUAACGUACCUUUUCUUGUUCUGAGUUGAAUCCAACUGGAAGAGUGGUGGAAAGGAAUUUUAAAGUUGUAUAAUGAAAAUAGCAAAAGAUGAACGAAGGAAUAUACACAUGAAGUCUAUUCUACUUGUUAAAAAUUAAUAUUUUUUUGUUUUUUUUUGUUUAUUUUUUUUGGACAGCCAAUGGGCCUCAUUCAUCAGUUUAUUUAUUUAUUUUUUUGCGCAUCCCAAACCACAAUCUGAUAAAUUGAAGAACAUUCCAAGUCUGAUUCAUGAUCUGUUUUUUUUUCUUUUUCUUCUUUUUAGCCCCGGGGAAAUCUUCAUGAAUUUCACUUGAUAGUUAUGUGUCAUUCGUUAGCAUUAUUAAUCUACCAUAAUGUGUGUGUGUGUGAGAGAGAGAGAGAGAGAGAGAGAGAGAGAUUAACACACUCAAAGACAGACAGAAAAAAAUAGAUCUAUAUGAUUUUUCACAUUUUCCCCCCCAACACCAGGAUAUGAUUGAUGCUUAUUUGAAAGGCUACCGGUUUAGGAUUGUCCAGACAACUGGACUGGGGGUCUUAUGUAUUAGAAAUUUUAAGAAGCAGGAUUUGGACACUAAACACGUCAUGGGUCAUUAACUACAUUUAGGAUACAUGAAUUUCAGUCAGUGAACUUGUCUAGUUAUAGGUACACACAGAACAAGUGUGUUUGUUGAGAUCACCCAGCCACUCAUGGAUCUAAUUUACACAAGGCUAAUGCCUAAUAUAAAUGAUCUCUAACCUGACAUUACAUAACAUAACGUCAAUAAAUAACUGACCAAACACACCUGAUUAAUCAUCACCCCUGAGUACAAAGUUCUGGAGGUUAAAGUUCUCCAAAUUUAGCACGAUUUUAUCAUUUAUUUGUCACAUACGCUAUAUGACCAUCACAUCCCAUCCAUAUCCGGUUCUGUCUAAUCUUCUAGCACAAUAAUUAUAUUAGAGGCACACAAUUGUCUCUUUGUGUGCUAUAGUGAUACCAUUUGCCUUCGGAGACUCGAACCCCGUUCCAGCUGUGCACAAAGCACAGAGCUCCAUGACAUGAUGUGUAAAGGGGAAAAGCUUAAGUGUCCUUCACAGAGCCUUGACUCUGACUCAACCCGUCUGAACACCUUUGGGAUGAACUGGAACCCCAGACUGAAACCCAGACCAUCCCGAAAUCAGUGUCUGAUCUCACUAAUGCUCUUAAACACAAAUCCCCAUAGCCACGCUCCAUAACAGAGAGGAAAUCUUUCCUAGAAUAGAUGAUUGGAGCGCAUUAUAACAGUAAAGGGACUUAAAUCUGCAAUGGGAUAUAUAGAUAUAUCUAUAUCAAUAGAUAUUGGUGUCCACAAACAGCAAUAAAAAAAUCAUCCUAUGAGGGGAAAAUAGUGAGGAAUAGCGAUUCACCGAAGGGGAAAGGACAGAAAGUUUGUUUCGCAACGUUUCUGCAACCUCCAAAUUCCCAAAACCUAGGUUCCGUGAGCCAAUCAAAAGCAAGAGGGGCGGGGCUUCCGUCUCUUCAGUUGAUAUGCUUAGCAACGGAUCCACUAAUUUGUAGUGGAAGUUCUGUGUUUAAAUCUCUCUGUGUGAAUGUUAACUGAUACGAUAAAUACUGUACACUUUACUAUAAAGCCCAGUUAAACCCAUCCAGAUAAAUGAGGCCCAUUGUCCUGAACCUGACACCUUCAUUAGCUUAGACUUAGCAGGAUUUUCAUUCAUCACCGAUCUUAGGAAAAGCUUCUAAUGGAGAAACAUCAGCAAGCAUGCCUCGUGCUGCGGCGUUUUUUUUAUCCUGUACAUAAACGAAUCCAGACUAAUCACGUCCUUCACGUGUCCUGUACAUAUGAUACAUUAGCACAGAGUCAGUAUUAAUCUAGGAACUUUUCUUACCUUGGAUAGGAUGUGUGUGUCCUGCUUCAGAAGGAAGAACUGUAUAUGGGCUAGAGUAUAGAGUAUGAACCAUUUUUAUAUGCAUGACAGCAAGUAGUCACUAUCUUACGUUGCACACGUGUUGUGAGAGCUUGAUACUUAUAUAUAUAUAUUUUUUAGUGGAGCACCAGGGACAAACCGGGACACAACUGAUUAAAGUUUGGCCUCGAACUAUUAGUCAGGGUUUUUUUUUUUUUGUUUGUUUAUUUUGAGUCUGUCUGCCAUGAAGAUUGUUACCGUAAAAGCUCCAGCUCUGAUCAGCUCCAAAGUUCGCUCUGUUUUUAUCCUUGGCUUAUUCUAGAUGUUUGGAUUUUUAUUUAUUUAUUUUUUUGGCUGGAAGAAAUGCUUUGCUUAAAGAAAAAAACUAUAAAAAUUAUUUUUUUUUUUUUGCAGAGGUCAGUUAAUGCAGGAAUGACAAUAAAGACAUGAAGAUUGGAUGGAA